Pelmatolapia mariae (spotted tilapia) is the source of this 3287-nucleotide messenger RNA. Its product is annotated as cAMP-dependent protein kinase inhibitor alpha-like. Gene Ontology annotation, cellular component: cytoplasm; nucleus. The transcript has 3 exons. Gene Ontology annotation, biological process: negative regulation of cAMP-dependent protein kinase activity. Bases 331 to 567 code for a protein of 78 amino acids. The record is from RefSeq and is a predicted model, not a curated record. NCBI's taxonomy places the organism in Eukaryota, Metazoa, Chordata, Actinopteri, Cichliformes, Cichlidae. Gene Ontology annotation, molecular function: cAMP-dependent protein kinase inhibitor activity.
UGGAGAAUAGAUUAAGGACUUUUCAAACCGUCCUGCUGGUGUGAUUGAUAUUCGGUGAUUUCAAGCCCGGGCACAUCGCGCUAUGUAGCGUAAUCUCACUGUGUUGAUACCGAAGGCUCGUUGCUUGGCUUCGGUGGUUUUUGGGCCACAUAUACUUGUAGUUUAUUCCUUUGGUUUUGUGUUGUUUGUUCUGUUUGGUCGUUUGAUAUGAUGUCGGGCCCGUUGUGCUGCUUUGAGUGAAGUCCCUCCCUCCCUACACAAUGUAGCGCCGAGUUCUUCCAACAGAUACGUCAUCAUUAAAGGUGUUGCUGUGUGAACAAUGCGUGAGCGAUGUCUGAUGUUGAGGCCACAUACGCAGACUUCAUCGCUUCUGGCAGGACGGGCCGGAGGAACGCCCUGCAUGACAUCCUGCAGAGUCCCACCGACCCUGAGGGCAGAGAGAUGUCCCUCACUCUGUCUCUAUCCCAGCUGCACAUCAACGCAGGAGGAGGAGAUGGAGACGACACUGAAGACAGCCAGAACUCCUCCUCUUCGGCUCAGAGGGAGGCGGAGCAGAGGAACAGCUAACCUGCAGCACACUCCAGCCCGCAGACGGAGAUUUGCAGGAUGGAGUGAGGCUCCCACCAUGAUGAACCUGUUUGUCCAAAGUGGGCUGGUGGCUGGAGGGUAGUACCGUCACUGCUGAUAUGCCUUCAAGCAGGGCACAGUCUUCCAAAUUCAACUGGAGAAGUGCUGUAAUGUGAACACCCAGCGUGGCUCUGCUGUGCACUAGAAUAACAGAUUGAUUGCAGGGUGCUUUUCAGAAUCGGGGGUAAGCAGAGAGGCCAAUUUGUAGCUCUUGUAAAGCUAAUUUUAUUUUCAGUCUUAGUUACUAAACAAUAUAGGUUGGGGACUGAAAUACAGGAAGAAAAUAGACGAGGCUCCUUUGUGAGUUUUAUAGUAGUUGAAGCAAUUUGUAAGACCACUGACAUGUGCUGAAGUAAUGGCUCACAGUGGGAGUAGCAUGUCUGUAGAAGUAGUGGUGCUGAUAGAUUGUACUGCCAGUUAAUGGCUUUAUGCUAACGCUAAGUUGAUAAUACUGCAGAGGAAAAUGGAUUGGGCUGAAGUAAACCUGAGAGGACAAUGCUGUGGUUUGACUUCUUGUUUAUAUGCUGAAGAGUGUGUUCACUGUUCUGUACUGUAGAAAGCAGCAGGAUGCAACAGAGCAGUAGCCUUGUGGUCUGUUGACACCAAUAUUACUUAAUAUUGCACUUUCACUCAGUUUAAAUGUCAGUCGCUCAGUGAUUAAAGAUUGAUGAUAUACAUGUUUAAAAAAAUGUUUAUACUUACAAAAGGGUUUUUUUUUUUUUUUUUUUUAACAAUUUCAUUAUCACGACCUUUGAGGAAUGGUUUGACAUUUUUGUAAAUGCAUUUCUUCACUUUCUUGCUAAUGAAAUGAUCAAAUGUCUAUGUGCUAUAUAAUGCAUGUAGCUAGAGUUUGUCUUAAUAGCCACCAGGGGGCAAUAGAUGUGGUUGCAAGAUCUCAAUCUGAUGUCUCUGUGCUGUGUUGUACGUACAUCAUAAUAAUAUUGUUGGUCCAGGAUUAACAUAGCAACUGAGCAUUUAGUUAGCACUAGCUAAGAAGCUAGUGAAUGCUAUUAAAAACUGUCACUAGUAAACCACGAGUCAUUUGGCUAACAGCAAACCUAACUUGAUAAUACAUUUAUUAUAUGGUAUUAAAUAAUAAGGAAAGCACUUGAAAAUUUUACCAUUUGAUCCAAAAGUUGUUUUUUUUUUCUUGACGUUGUAAAGCUAUGACAUCACAAGAACAUGACUGGUCAGUUGCAAUGUUGAUCCCAGAUGAUGCAGGAACAACACCGACACGAGGUUAUGAGAUACCCCUGUUCCAAGACGAUUUCUAGUCCUAUUGAAGUCUAAGGGAAAAUGACCUGACAUGGCCUCUAAAAACUUUCCUGCUGUGUUUAUGGGCUCAGCCCCUCAUACCAGGUCAUACAAGAUAAAACACUGAGUCAGUUUUGUAAAUUAUGGUCAUUUUAAGUCUCGGAAGGAUUAUUAGGAUCUACUCAUUGACUAAUAACUCGUUAACCACUGAGUGUUUGCUUUCACACUGACAUCCAAUCCUCUCUCCUAACCUCCAGUUUCAAAAGACCAAGAUGGUGAUGACAGAAAUGCUUAAAGUAGGAAUUCAGACACAUAUGGGUGAUGUUGUCUGGUCUAUGGUUAGCGCUGAGGUGGCCUGCAGAUGGACAUAUUGACUUAUAUGAAGUAAACAAAUGAAUUAGAUAACAGAAACUUCCUUACAGGUUACAAUUAAAAGAUUAGCAUAAAAAAAAUUCACCCAAAUCUUACAUUUUGCUAACUGUCUGAUAUGCACGUUUACACAGGUCACUGAUAAAACCUGUUGCAUUUGAAUCACGUUAAAAUAUAGUAUGUAAUAUCAUAUUUGACAUUGAUGAGCUGUUUUGUUACAUAAUGUUGCUUGGAUCAGAGCUGUUGGCUUCACAUUAUAAUACACUGGCCCCACAUUACCUUCACUUUUCAGCGUGCAGGGGGAUGAGAGGUGACGUGACCUCCAGGGAGUGCGUAACGAACUCUAUGAGAUAAUUAAGGAUUCUAAAAAUCAUAAAUCUUGCAACAUUACUCUAGUGUACUAGUGAGCUGCAAAUUAGCAUAAUAAACACUCUUUAUACUUGACAGCUAAGCUAAUUAUCUGCAGGUUCCAGCUACAUUGUUAAGAGAUUGAUCUUGUCAUCUGUCAUCAGUUCACUAAGAAAGUGCAUUGCCCAAAAUGUCAAACUGUUCCUUAAAUGUAGAUAUGCAAUACUCCGCGGAGCUUCCAGGAUUUAUAACAUUGUUUGUUUUGUUUUUUUCUGACACUGAGCCUGAGCUAUGUUUCUGCUACUGUGUGUAAUAGCUAGCUGAUGUUAUCAUCUGUACAGACCACCACGCAUGCACAAAACUCUGUGUUCUGUCAUUUUCUUCACCAUUUUUGCGAACUAUAACCUUCCUGUAAUCCUCCAGCUUGACAGUAAGUCAAUCAUACUGAAGAUAAUGUAGCUAUAACUGUUUAUUUUGUAAUCCUCACUCAAUCAGGUGUUCAGGUUGUAAACUGCCAUGUAACUGUUUCGGGGCUCACUCUGGUUUCAAAGUAGGCUGUGUAAAUGCAGCUGUUCAGCAUGUUGGAUUUUGGCAGGUGCAUGAUUCUGUGAAAUUUGUAGCUGUUUGUCUGAAUGUGCAUAACUGUAUUUUCUACUCUCCGUGUCAAACAAAGUGAAAUAAACUGGACA